Molecule: messenger RNA, 4799 nt
Organism: Centruroides sculpturatus (bark scorpion)
Lineage: Eukaryota; Metazoa; Arthropoda; Arachnida; Scorpiones; Buthidae
Product: receptor-type guanylate cyclase Gyc76C-like
Exons: 22
Coding region: 90-3905 (1271 amino acids)
Biological process (GO): intracellular signal transduction; protein phosphorylation; receptor guanylyl cyclase signaling pathway
Molecular function (GO): peptide receptor activity; ATP binding; guanylate cyclase activity
Source: RefSeq, a predicted model, not a curated record
UGAGUUGGCGGUUGGUGUACAGUUGUAACAACACACGUCUCGAGUAAUGUUUACGUAGGAACACAUGGAGAAAUUGAAAUACAGGGAGCAUGAUUGACGUUCAUUGUUUAUCAUGGUCACUUUCUAUAAUAUUUCUAACAGUGCUGUGUCCCAGUUUGGUAUACUUGGAGACUUUUAAGGUAGGAUUUUUACCGACGAUUUUAGGGAACAAAAAUUCAGGAGAUGGGAUAGUUAUUGCUGGUGCCCUUUCGUAUGCCAUCGAAAUUAUAAAUAACAGUUCCAUGUUAAAUGGUCACGAUCUUACUUUGAUUUAUAAUGACACAAAAGGUGACGAUGUGGUGGGUAUAAAAGCAUUUAUUUACCAAUGGCAACAGGGUGCCAUUGCUAUUUUCGGUCCUGAAGAUUUGUGUAAAAUACCAGCGACUGUAGCAACUGCUGUCAACCUGGCAAUGAUCUCUUUUAAAUGUUCUGUCUCGAAUCCCGAAAACAGUUUGUAUUAUACUUCAUUUGCAAGUACUUUCCCUCCGAGCACCAAAAUAAUAAAUUCUGUGAUAGCCCUGUUAAAGCACUUCAGCUGGUCUAAAUUUGCAAUUCUAUAUGAAGAUUUCGAUAAUUAUUAUAACCUGUACGAAAGCCUUCAAAGUAAAGCAGAGGAAAAGAAUUUUACCAUAACACAUGCCAAGAAGUACAACAUCUCUUAUUUUGAAAAUCCAUUUUUAACCAUCAUUGAAGAGACUUUUAAAACUACAAGAGUUUAUGUUCUUCUCGGAGAUAUCAGAUUUUCAUAUCGAUUUUUGGUGGCUAUGAAUAGAAAACGACUACACGUAAAUGGUGAAUAUGUUGUUAUUUAUGCCACUAAUGAAAUGUAUAAUCCCGAACUUGCCUAUCAAUAUAUAUUAAUCCCAGACAAAGAAGAACAUUUAAGAGGAGACAUAGACUUAGCAUUAGAAGCAGCACAAUCGUUACUCGUAAUUGCUCCAAGUCCAACAGACGAAGCACAAUAUGAAAAAUUCUUAAAAACAGUACAAGCUUAUAAUCGUAAACCACCCUUUAAGUUUCCUUCUCCUUUCCAUUAUACAAAACACGUGACAAUGUUUGCUGUUUAUCUGUACGAUGCAGUCAUGCUCUUCGCUGACGCUUUAAAAAAUAUAUUAGAAGAGGAAGGUGAUCCUAAAAAUGGUACUCGUAUCAUUGAUCUUAUAUUAAACAAAACGAAGUAUACAAGUAUUUCGGGUGUUGAAAUGCAUUUCGAUAAAUAUAGACAAGUUGAAGGAAAUUAUACAUUGUUCGCUCGAUACCCGAAACCAGCUAAUCAUACUUUGAAAGGAAAUCUUGAAGUAUCACACGUUAUGCUUUCUGCUGGUAUAUUUAUUAUGGAUGAAGAUAAAAACGAAAUUAGUCUUCGAGAACGAAGAAAAAUUGAUUGGAUCGGAGGAGAAGCACCUCUUGACGAACCACCUUGUGGUUUCGAUGGAAGCCAAUGUCCAGAUAUAUUAACUAAAGUACGUAAGAUAAUUUGUGGAGUGUUGGCCUGUAUUUUGUUAGUUGUAAUAGUCAGUUCAGCAAUGAUUUACAGGAAUAAAACUAGUGUAAUGAGUCAAAUUUCUAUGGAAUCCAGAGCAGUUCUUUAUGCAUUUACUGAAAUUGCAAUGUACAGAGGAAGUAUUGUUGCUAUUAAACGGUUUCAGUUUAAUCGAAAAUCUAUGGAUAUUCCCCGAGAUAUGAAGAAAGAAAUGAAAUUGAUGAGAGAAUUGAGACAUGACAACAUUAAUUCAUUUAUUGGAGCUUGUGUAGAACCAAAUUGUGUCUACGUCUUAAAUGAAUAUUGUUCCAAAGGAAGUUUGCAGGAUGUUUUAGAAAAUGACGAUUUUAAACUCGAUAAUAUAUUCAUUGCAUCUUUAGUCUUUGAUCUCAUUACGGGUAUGAUUUUCCUGCACGAGAGCGAUUUGAAGAUCCAUGGAAAUCUCAAGUCUUCCAAUUGCAUUAUAACUAGUCGUUGGGUCCUUAAAGUUGCUGAUUUUGGUCUCCAUUAUUUAAGAUCAUUAACAGAUAAUGAUUCUUCUGAAAAUGAUUACAAAUACUUCAGAAAUCUUUUAUGGAAAGCUCCCGAAAUACUUAGAAAUCCUUCAGAAUAUCCUAAAGGAUCUCAGAAAGGUGAUAUGUAUGCUUUUGGUAUUAUUCUUCACGAAAUUUUCGAACGUCAAGGUCCUUACGGAAGUAUAGAUUUACAACCUAAAGACAUUGUGGAAAAAGUAAAAAAGAUUCCAGAUGGGAAUUUGCCCUUUAGGCCAUCUUUUUCCAAUUUGGAAUGUCAAAAUUACAUACUUCAUGCUAUGCAAGAUGCUUGGAAUGAAAAUCCUGAACUGAGGCCCGAAUUUCGUCAAAUGAAAAGUCGCCUCAAAAAUAUGAAGAGUGGAAUGAAAUCGAACAUAAUGGAUAAUAUGAUGAACAUGAUGGAAAAGUACGCAAAUAAUUUAGAAGAUUUAGUUGAAGAAAGAACAGCUUUACUGGUUGAAGAAAAGAAGAAAACUGUUGCAUUACUGCAUCGAAUGUUACCAACGUCAGUAGCUGCUCAACUUAUAAGAGGUGAAACUGUUAUUCCAGAAUCGUUUGACGCAGUAACAAUAUAUUUUAGUGAUAUUGUUGGUUUUACCGAAAUGUCUGCUUCUAGUACUCCUAUGGAGGUUGUAACUUUUCUUAAUGAUCUUUACACGACGUUUGAUGCUAUAAUUAAAGAUUACGAGGUAUAUAAAGUGGAAACAAUAGGUGAUGCUUACAUGGUAGUUAGUGGUUUACCCAUUAGAAAUGGUGAUAAACACGCUAGUGAAAUAUGUUCAAUGGCUUUGGAAUUAUUGGAUGCAGUAAAGACGUUCAGAAUUCGACAUCGUCCUAAUCAAAUCCUAAAAUUAAGAAUUGGAAUUCAUACAGGUCCUGUUGUUGCUGGAGUGGUUGGUUUAACAAUGCCAAGAUAUUGUCUGUUUGGAGAUACUGUAAAUACUGCUUCUCGAAUGGAGUCUAAUGGUGAACCAUUGAAAAUUCAUAUUAGUCCAUGGUGUAAACAGUACUUAGAAAAAUUGGGAGGAUAUAUUAUCGAAAGUCGAGGAUUGGUAAAUAUGAAAGGAAAAGGUGAAAUUCAUACAUAUUGGUUACUUGGCCAUACAGAAGGAAAUAAACAUCGUCGCCGUCAUCAAAAUUUAUUACCAUUACCAUUAUUUUCUAGUGUCUUCGACAAGAAAAAUUCUAUUGCAAACAGUAGUGAAUUCCAGAGAAGAGAUUCUCUUGCAUUGCGUGGAGAAAACAUUCCUUCAAAUAGUCACGAAGAUUUUUCAUUAUUAAAUGGUUCUAUUCAUGGUUUACAAAAUUCUCAUCGCAUAUCUACAGAUAGUCCUCGCAUAUGCAAAAAGUUUGGACCUCAUAGUUUUCGAGAAAAUAGACUGAGGUAUCGUGAAUUAGAAUUGAAAGAAGGAGGCGGAGGAGGUUUCAGUUGUGGAGAUAUUAAGAAUCAUUCCAAUGAAUGUAAAUCUACACAAAUCGCACAAAAUACAAAUAACAGACAGACAGAUGAGAAAUCAAUUCCAUCGUUUAUAUAUCACGAAUGUUCUCCAGUUAAUGAACUAAAUAAAAAUGGUAUGAUUACAGGUAAUGAAUCAUUGAAACCAUUGUUAGAUCCUAAAAAGGAAAUGUCUCCAUCAAAAGAAUUGAGUAAAAAAUAUUUCAAGAGUCAUAUAUUAAAAAUACCAUCGAAAAAAUGGCGAUCUUGUGAUGAAAUUAUUGCCUUCCCAGCAGGAUCUAUAUCAUCAUUGAAGGAUUUUUUCUCCAAACGUUUAGUUAAUAAAUUAAUAGAUAAUACUUCUAAUAAUUUAGCUAACGAGCCACCACCUUUAAAGGACGAAAGUGUCGUAUGAAUCAAAUUUAAACAACUGCAAUGGGUAUUUUUGAUCUCGUCAGUGCCAAAUAGCGAUCCUUUAUAUAGACAUACGCUCAUAAAAAAACAUGAAAUCAAAACUUUCUAGUCGAUAUUUUUGAUUGAAUAAUUUGUAUAAUUUAAAUAAUAUUUUAAAAAUUUUUGUGAUUAUUUUUAAGAUACUUAGCUGGAGGUGGUUAUUAUUUUCUACGAGUAAGUAAAUUUUCAUUCAUUGUUAAGCAAUUUGAAUGGAUUUGUGAAUCUUAAAUACAUUCAAAUUUACUUAAAAACUAGUGAAAAAUUAUCAAUCGAAUGAAAAAAUAACCUCUCCCUCCCUUAUUUAUGUUGUGGCACAACUAUUUUGCUGAAUGUGGCACAUAAAAACUUAUUUUAUAAAAUUGAAAUUGCUUGAAACUACUUAAUGAAAGGAUUGCUAACUUCAGCAAUUAACUUUAUCGCAGUGUAAUGCUCGAAAUUAUAAGAUAAUUAAUUAAAAUUAUCAUGUAAUUUCGAGAAAUUCCGCAUUUUAUACAAUUUCCUAUAAUUUUUUUUCCUUUAUAAAAUAUCAUCUAAUAAUAAUUAUUUUUAUUAUUAUUAUUAUCAUCGUCACAUUAGUUUCCUUUCAAUGAUAAUUUUCUUCUUCUAUUUAGAGAAAUAAUAUAAUUAUCUAUAGUAGAAUUCGUGUGAAUAAACUCUGAAAUUUGUGUAUAUUGAUGUAAAUAUAUAUAUAAAUAUAUAUAUUUUUAAUUAGAUAAUUUUCACAGUUUCAACGGAAGAAAAGCAGACAUAUCUGUUGUAAAUGUUAAUAAAAGAAAAAGCAUUUAUUUACAAAUUUCAUGGAGAAGAUUUAAAGAUUUUAUUGUUGAUACUGAUGUUGAAAAUAAUGAUAAAUUUG